This is a messenger RNA of Alexandromys fortis (reed vole), 1868 nucleotides long. It is a transcript of the gene Sugct, whose product is annotated as succinyl-CoA:glutarate-CoA transferase. The transcript has 14 exons. The coding region runs from base 118 to 1305 and encodes 395 amino acids. Lineage: Eukaryota; Metazoa; Chordata; Mammalia; Rodentia; Cricetidae. The record is from RefSeq and is a predicted model, not a curated record. Gene Ontology annotation, molecular function: catalytic activity.
CGUCUGAGGGGACGAUGCUGUGGACACUGGCCAGGGCGCUGGCUUCUCGGAGACCGGGCCGAGGCCGGGCCGGCGGGAGGGGGCUGUGGACCGGCCGCCCGCAGUCAGGCUCUUGCUAUGGAGCCCUGUCUGGCCUGGAGCUCUCUAUUUUGUAGGCUGGUCUCAUACUUACAGGUAUCUACAUGUACCUGUAAGUAUGCCUGCCUCUUUCGCCUCAGUGUUGGGAUUAAAGAUACUGAUGGUAUGAAGCCACUGGAAGGUGUGAGAAUUCUGGAUCUAACAAGAGUACUGGCUGGACCUUUCACCACGAUGAAUUUAGGCGACCUUGGAGCAGAAGUCAUAAAGGUAGAAAGACCAGGAGCUGGUGAUGACACACGGACUUGGGGACCUCCUUUUGUGAAUACAGAAAGUACCUAUUUUCUUAGUGUUAAUCGAAAUAAAAAAAGUAUAGCUGUUAAUAUCAAGGAUCCAAGAGGCGUGCGAAUCGUUAAAGAGCUUGCAGCCAUCUGUGACGUGUUUGUGGAAAACUAUGUCCCUGGCAAACUUUCUGAGAUGGGCCUAGGGUAUGAAGAUAUAGACAAGAUUGCUCCUCACAUCAUCUACUGUUCCAUCACAGGAUAUGGCCAGACGGGACCCAUUUCUCAGAGGACAGGCUAUGAUGCUAUUGCCUCUGCUAUGUCGGGCCUGAUACAUAUUACAGGGCCCGAGGUGGCAUGUUUGACCCAAGUAGGUGCUAAUUAUCUUAUUGGCCAAAAGGAAGCAAAACGCUGGGGCACAGCUCAUGGUAGCAUUGUUCCUUAUCAGGCUUUUAAAACCAAGGAUGGCUAUCUUGUCAUUGGAGCAGGAAAUAACCAACAGUUUGCUGUUGUCUGCAAGGUCUUGAAUUUGCCAGAGUUGAUUGAUGAUCCCAAGUAUAAAACGAACCAUCUUCGGGUGCAGAAUAGAAAAGAGCUUGUUAAAAUCCUAUCUGCACGGUUUGCAGAAGAAGUAACUGCCAAGUGGCUUUGUCUCUUUGAAGGAAGUGGGAUCCCAUAUGGUCCAAUCAACAGUAUGAAGGAUGUGUUCUCCGAAGCCCAGGUAUUGCACAAUGGCCUCGUUAUGGAGAUGGAUCACCCCACUGCAGGCAAGAUUUCAGUCCCAGGUCCAGCUGUGAGAUACAACAAGUUCAAGAUGUCAGAGGCCAAGCCACCUCCCCUGCUGGGACAGCACACCAAGCACAUUCUGAAAGAGGUCCUCGGAUAUGAUGACAGGGCUAUUGGGGACUUACUCUGCUCUGGUGUGAUAGCACAACAUGAAACCAAGUGACAGAGGAGACCGCAUCAGAAAACUGCCCCUGGCUGGCCCAGACUAUGCUCUGUGCAUGCCUGUCCCUAGUCUUGAUCCCACUGAAAGGUCAAGUAGAAACUGCAGAUUUCCUGCCUGGAAUCUCUGGGGGUAACUUUAGAAUUAAAGUCUAGUGCCCAUUGAAAACCUUACUAUUCUUUUUUUGUUUGUUUGUUUGUUUUCGAGGCAGGGUUUCUCUGUGGUUUUGGAGCCUGUCCUGGAACUAGCUCUUGUAGACCAGGCUGGUCUCGAACUCACAGAGAUCCGCCUGCCUCUGCCUCCCAAGUGCUGGGAUUAAAGGCGUGUGCCACCACCGCCCGGCCUAAACCUUACUAUUCUUUUGACCUUUUGCUCCCCAGAAAAUAAUUUGUUGGUUUGUGGACUUUGAUUAAUUCUAUUGUUUUUAUCCAUAAGAACUGUGACCGUUUGGUAAAGGAAUGUUUUUUCGAUUUGAUUCCUCCCCAAUGUACACGUGUAUGGAAAUAUCACAUUAUAAACUGUAGUUUUGAUUUGUCAAUUGAAAAUAAAACCAAACAUGAAAAAUA